Molecule: messenger RNA, 824 nt
Organism: Sodiomyces alkalinus F11
Lineage: Eukaryota; Fungi; Ascomycota; Sordariomycetes; Glomerellales; Plectosphaerellaceae
Exons: 2
Coding region: 94-570 (158 amino acids)
Source: RefSeq, a predicted model, not a curated record
ACUGUGGCCGAUGGCAGAUAACAAGCCAGCACUGCAGGAAAGGGAUGCAGCCACAAUAAGUCGUGGGUUUUGACGUGGUGUCCAGGUUUCUGUAUGUGGACCAGGAGGAUGCAACCUUAUGUGAACUUGGAUAACAAGCUUUGGUUCGUCAACCCCACUGCCAUUUGGUGGUGGCCUUGUUUUCUUCGCUUUUUCUUCGAUCUUUCUCCCUUCUCUUCUGCGUCUUGUUUCCAACGUCAAAUGAUUGUCGAACGAGACGAUGUUAUGUGUGGCGAAUGGUCUGGAUACUCGAAGCCCCUAGAGGGAAUCGAUGCGUGGAAACAAGAGGCGUUGCAGGGUGAGAGCGAAUGGAUGGGUAUGCCGUCGUGCAAUGUACUGGCACUGCAACGCGGUGUCGACGCAGUGCAAUGUCGUGUCGACUGUCGUGGCUUUGUGGUGCUUUGCCUGCCUGGUCGAAUGGGAAAGGUGGUGAGGGAGGUGGGAGGAGGGAAAAAGGAUGAGGGUUCAGAGUGGCCUAGUGGCUAUUCCGUGUCGUCAGAGGGUGCGUGCAUCUGCGGUGAGACAGGUUAGUCGGUGGACGGCACGAGGUCUGACAAGGGGACAAGAAGACAAGGGCCCGGACAGGCUGCAGCUCGGGAGUGACGGCCGCAAGGGACUACUUUACUUGCCUGGUAUUCGCAGGAUGGGCAGAGGAGAAACGAUUCGGCAGAGGGGGGCAGAAGAGCGGAGUAAAAAAGGAUGGUUCGAAUAGGGCGAGAGACAGUAACAGGGUGGGUGACGAGUCGUUUGAUGAUCAGAUAGGUAUGCGGUCGCAGGUACGGCGU